Molecule: messenger RNA, 1329 nt
Organism: Acanthoscelides obtectus
Lineage: Eukaryota; Metazoa; Arthropoda; Insecta; Coleoptera; Chrysomelidae
Source: the annotation of a GenBank genome assembly
AAUUUUGCAAAAUCAUUUUAAAUUAUUCUUUUAUAUAUAAUGAGCACACUACAUGAAUAUUUCCUGAAAAUCUAUACUAUUUUUAAUAGAAAUCAAAUUUAAAGUUUGAAUUUUUAGAACCGCGCCAAAAACGCUAUUCCUGUGAUGGCGCCGGCAGAUGACGUCUGUGACGUCACACACCAGUAAACACGAUCACGAGCUGUCAGCCGAAGUUAAUUUCAUUUUUGUGCUUGAUUUUGCUAUAAAAUCAUAGAUAAAAUGGUCUAUAAAUGGUGUGUAGUGCCAAAAUGUACGAAUACGUGUAUAAAUAGUCCACAAACAUUGUUUGUUUCUGUUCCAACUGAUUGUAAAAGACGAAAAAAGUGGUUACUAUUAGCUCGGAGAGACCCAAAGGGCAUUUCAUCGACUUCAAAUGUAUUUAUGUGUGAAGAUCACUUCGAUAUGGAAAAAGAAACCAUUAACUACAUGCAGUACAAAAUGGGUUUCAGCAAGAAGAUACUUUUGACAGAAGAUGCUGUGCCAACAAAAUUUCAUUGUCAAGAAGAUCGUAAAAGACCACUGUCUGAUGCUGGACUUUCUCGAGGAGCAUAUGUCAAGAGGAAAAGAAUGGAUUUGGUCAACACAUGUUUGCAAAGUCAAAAUGCUACUGAAGCCCAAGCUGAAAGCUUACAAAAAGAUGAGAGUUUGAUACAAGACAUUAUUGAACCUCAAGGUUUAUCAAGAACUCAAGACAGAGAAACUAUUACCAACUCUAUCAUAACUGCAGAAAAAUCUGUGCAAGUAACAAUAAAAGAGAAUGUGCAAAUCUGUGCAAACAAGAUGCCAAACUACAAGUAUUUCUACCUCACCAAUGAAAGUUUCUACAACAUCUCGUUCCACUUCGCCCUUUAAAAUUAAACCAUGCAGUCUUCGACCAUCACAGUCUGAAAUUGUCAAAGCAGUCAAGAGAAAUGUUUUUCUUGAAGAUGAAAAGUCAGAUAGUGAUAUUUCCUGUAUGGAAAGUGGUCGUCAUUUAUCACCUUUUGUAACUAAAUCAGCAUCAUCAUCAUCAGGGCUUACCGACUCUGAUAGUAAUGUUACAGAUGCCAAUGAGAAUACUGAAAAAUUAGAGUGCCUCAAAAUUACUAUGCGUUCAAUCUCUAAAAAACCAAUGAUGUAUGUUGGUAUUCCAAAAGAAUGUUAUUUCUUAAUCAAAUUGUUACAUAAACACACAGGCAUAAAAGUAGAACACAUUUUGCUAUGCUUGAAAAAGAUUAGAAUGAACAGUACAUUUUCUGAACUGGAGGAUAAUUUUGGAAUAUCAUUAUCUUAUGCUAGUAAAUUGUUUCU